This is a messenger RNA of Rhinolophus ferrumequinum (greater horseshoe bat), 6411 nucleotides long. RefSeq names its product actin binding LIM protein 1 (gene ABLIM1). Lineage: Eukaryota; Metazoa; Chordata; Mammalia; Chiroptera; Rhinolophidae. Gene Ontology annotation, molecular function: actin filament binding. Bases 224 to 2542 code for a protein of 772 amino acids. Gene Ontology annotation, biological process: cilium assembly; cytoskeleton organization; lamellipodium assembly. The transcript is spliced from 25 exons. Gene Ontology annotation, cellular component: stress fiber; actin cytoskeleton. The record is from RefSeq and is a predicted model, not a curated record.
CCCCGCUGGGCCGCUAGCUGUCAGCGUUGCCUCGCCCGGACGGCGGCGGUUCCCUGCGGCGGCUGGGGCAUCCAGGUGUCCUGCGGGAGGCGUCCCCGCGCUGCGAGCCGCCUCCCCACGGAGGGCCCCUGUGCGCGGGUGUGCGUGUCGGGGAUAUUUUCCUCCCCACACCCUGCCGGGUUUCUCCUCUGCCCUUGCUGCUUUGGCUCCUGCUGCCUGAACCAUGUCCGCAAGAGUGGCCCACCCUCAAGACCCGCACCACCCUUCCGAGAAGCCUGUCAUUCACUGCCACAAAUGCGGAGAGCCGUGCAAGGGUGAAGUGCUUCGGGUCCAGACCAAACAUUUCCACAUCAAAUGUUUCACCUGCAAAGUGUGUGGCUGCGACCUGGCACAAGGCGGCUUCUUCAUAAAGAACGGGGAGUAUCUCUGCACCCUGGACUACCAGAGGAUGUAUGGGACACGCUGCCAUGGCUGUGGGGAAUUCGUGGAAGGAGAGGUGGUGACUGCCCUGGGCAAAACCUACCAUCCCAACUGCUUUGCUUGUACCAUCUGCAAGCGCCCGUUUCCACCCGGAGACCGAGUCACGUUCAAUGGGAGAGACUGCCUUUGUCAACUGUGUGCCCAGCCCAUGUCGUCCAGCCCUAAAGAAGCCUCCUGCUCUAGCAACUGUGCUGGUUGUGGAAGGGACAUCAAGAACGGGCAGGCGCUGCUGGCUCUGGAAAAGCAGUGGCACUUGGGAUGCUUUAAAUGCAAGUCCUGCGGGAAGGUCCUCACCGGGGAGUACAUCAGCAAGGACGGCGCUCCGUAUUGCGAAAAGGACUACCAGGGGCUGUUUGGGGUGAAAUGUGAAGCCUGUCACCAGUUUAUCACAGGCAAAGUCCUGGAGGCAGGUGACAAACAUUACCACCCCAGCUGUGCACGAUGCAGCAGAUGCAACCAGAUGUUCACAGAAGGAGAGGAAAUGUAUCUUCAAGGUUCUACCGUUUGGCAUCCCGACUGUAAGCAAUCUACCAAGACAGAGGAAAAACUGCGGCUGCCAAACAUUCAGCGUUCUUCGAAAUCCGAUUUCUUUUAUCCCAAAAGUCUGAUUCGACGCACAGGACGGUCUCCGUCACUGAAGCCUACCAGGACUUCUUCCGAAAGCAUUUAUUCUAGACCAGGCUCCAGUAUUCCUGGCUCCCCGGGUCACACUAUCUAUGCAAAAGUGGACAAUGAAAUCCUGGAUUACAAGGAUUUAGCAGCCAUUCCCAAGGUUAAGGCAAUUUAUGAUAUUGAGCGUCCAGAUCUCAUUACCUAUGAGCCUUUCUACACUUCAGGCUAUGACGACAAACAGGAGAGACAGAGCCUGGGCGAGUCUCCAAGGACUUUGUCUCCCACCCCAUCAGCAGAAGGCUACCCGGACGUUCGGGACCGGAUGAUCCACCGGUCCACCAGCCAGGGCUCCAUCAACUCCCCCGUGUACAGUCGCCACAGCUACACUCCAACCACGUCUCGCUCGCCCCAGCAUUUUCACAGACCUGAGCUGCUGUCUCCUGGUGUGCACAGGUUGUCCUACCUGCGCACCAGCAGCCUCAGCUCCGCCCACAGCGACUCCCGCCCCAACUCCCCCUUCCGACACCACUUCAUUCCCCAUGUCAAAGGCAAUGAGCCGUCCAGCGGCCGGAACUCCCCUCUCCCCUACCGGCCAGACAGCCGCCCUCUAACUCCAACUUACGCUCAGGCCCCUAAACAUUUCCAUGUUCCAGAUCAAGGGACCAACAUUUACCGAAAACCACCCAUCUACAAACAGCAUGAUGCAGCUGCCUUGGCAGCCCAGAGCAAGUCUUCAGAAGACAUCAUCAAGUUUUCCAAGUUCCCAGCAGCCCAGGCUCCAGACCCCAGCGAGAUACCAAAGAUUGAGACGGACCACUGGCCUGGUCCCCCCUCACUUGCCGCCAUAGGAGCUGACAUGAGACGCAGAUCUAGUGGCAGAGAAGAAGAUGAUGAGGAACUCCUAAGACGCCGGCAGCUUCAAGAAGAGCAAUUAAUGAAGCUCAACUCAGGCCUAGGGCAGUUGAUAUUGAAAGAAGAGAUGGAGAAGGAGAACCGGGAGAGAUCAUCCCUGUCAGCCAGUCGCUAUGAUUCUCCCAUCAACUCAGCCUCUCAUGUUCUGUCAUCUAAAACCUCCUCCCUCCCAGGCUAUGGAAGAAACGGGCUUCACCGGCCUGUUUCUACAGACUUUGCUCAGUACAACAGCUACGGGGACGUGAGCGGGAGCAUGCGAGACUACCAGACCCUCCCGGAUGGCCACAUGCCUGGCAUGAGAAUGGACCGAGGAGUGUCGAUGCCCAAUAUGUUGGAACCAAAGAUAUUUCCAUAUGAAAUGCUCAUGGUGACCAACAGAGGGCGCAACAAAAUCCUGAGAGACGUGGACAGAACCAGGCUGGAGCGCCACUUAGCCCCAGAAGUGUUUCGGGAAAUCUUUGGAAUGUCCAUACAGGAGUUUGACAAGUUACCUCUUUGGAGACGCAACGACAUGAAGAAAAAAGCAAAACUCUUCUAAGAUCCCACGCGUAGACAGCAAUUAGAAAAAGGACUAACUAACAAUGGCGGGGACACAUAGGAUGUUAUAUUAAGGCCCAAACUUGAUUGGAGAUUUUGCCAACACCUGUCCCUCAGCAACAACAAAGAGGGGAAAUCUGAUUAAAACACUCACGGGCCAAACAUUGGGCCAGCCAGCGGCAACACUUGCCAAGAAGCAAUGGGGUAGAAAUUUCUAUGUUCCCACACUCGACAGUAGUGCUCACACGCGACCUUUCUACGUCACCUAAUGUACCCAACAGGAGCCACUUCUUUUGUUUCCCUUUAACUGUUGUCCAACAAUAGUGCUGACUAUGGAUAAGAGCCCGCAAGUGUCCUUAGGAUGCCGCAUGGAACACAACAGCUGUCCUAAUUCCAAAGUAUGAAUAUAUUUAUUAUGUAGCACUGUGGCUAAGGAGGAAGAGCCCAAGGGACGUAUCCAUGUGGGAGCAGCCAUUUUGCACACGCCUUUCCGCACUGCCUCCUGCAGCUCUGCCUGUGCUCCAGCAGGAUGGGGAGCACAGAGUUGGGGAACCCAGUGGCUCAGUCUGAGUGGCCAGAAUAGCAGCCGGAAUCAUUUUUAACAAGCUCCUUCUUCUCCACUGUUUGCUAGAACCUGGUUCACAAGUUACUUAGGUAUUACUAACAACAACAAAAAAAGUUUUUUAAGAGAAAGAGAAGGAAAGGGAAUGAAAGGAAAACCUCCCUUAAGUCUUUUUCUGCUUCAGAUAGUAUGCUUCAUUUUUCCUCCCCACCAAGAAGAGGAGCUGUCUCAGGUCCCCCUUUGCAAAGAAAGGAAAGGGAAAAAUUGUCUCCAGAUUGAUCCAGUUGCAUGCUGUUAGAUGAUCUUUGCCCAGGGGCCAUAGCACUCUGGGUGUAAAGAAAGUCCUGUGUCCCCCCAAUGCAAAUUCGUCCACCCCAUAGCCUCUGCUGUAUUUCUAACAUCCUCAUAAUCGGAUCAUGCCCACGCUGGUUUAGGGUCUUUUUAAGGCCUUUUCAGUAGUAGGCUAAGGAAAGGCAUGGUCUUCUAUUUUAAGUCUCUGCAACUCCAAGGUAGAUGGCCUCGAACUGAUUUAAUUUGGCUGUUUCAGCUUUCCUUCUCGCUGGCCCUGUUGACCUCAUGGUGUGUAUGUGUGCGCAUGCGUGCGUGCUUUGGACCCACUGACAUAUUUUGCAAACGGCUCCGGUGGGGUGGACCUGAGGACACCAGCUCUUUCUUGGUCUGCAGCCAGACUUCAGCUUGCAGUUUUGCCUUCACAUGUCAGUUGCCUCUUGCUUCAUUCGGUAUUUCUGCUGUCCCAUCUUCUCUCUGACCUCUCUUGCAACUGGCAGCCUGUGGGUCCCAGUCCUUGCUUUGCUCUGGCAAAGUGUGAGGGAGGUGGGGACCCCUGUGUAUUCCCAGUGUUUUCCUCCAAUCAAUGACAAGGAUGGCCAAGUGGGUCCCAGCGCUAGGCUUUCUUUCAUUAUGGAGAUAAUAAAGGAUCCUGAAUGUUUUCAUUGGUUAAUGAGGUAUGCCCCGUGCACAUGCAGGGCAAACAUCAACAUACGAAGAAUUGCAACUAAAAGAACUAAAACCCCAAAUCUGCUCCCUCAAAUGAAACUCUACUUUCCUUGUGUCUUUUGAAUUCAGUUCUGCAUCCAACUUAGAGGAAAGAAAAGCUUCUUUCCAUAUCAAGCAUAUUAGCAAAUUUAAAUAAGACACCGCCAGCAGAAGGCGCCAGCUGGAGGGAUGGGUCAUGGGGCCACCUGCUUCUCCUAACCGCCAAAUCCAGUACGUGGGCUACCACGCACUAUCCGUUUUGUGAAACUGGGCUCACCAUGCUUGUCCUCAAAACGUCCAGGCCGCUGCACCAGGGGUCAGUGUUCUCUGCUUGAAUCCCGCCCUGCACUGCACAUAAGAAUUCCAGUUGUUAACACAGUCAAACGAACACGGAUUGUUUAGGACAGGAAUCCGACACACGGCAGCCUUCCCAGGUGCAUACAGAAAGGGCUACGUUUUUUGAGCAUUGGGCUUCCUUGUGAUGCUCUCGGCACGCUGAUGACGUGGAGUAAACGAGGCCUCUGUGGCAACAUGAAAGUCAGAGCUUCCUUGAAAGUUUCUUCCAGAAAAGCCAGCACACCCUUUAGUCUUCCUGUGUGAUUUAUGGUGACGUGUGAAGAGGCCUGGGAAGCUUGUACAGAUAGCUGUGCAGAUUUUGGUUUGGGUUAGUUAGGAAAUGUUCGUAAUGUGACUUUUUUCAAUAAUUAAAGAUAAACUGCCUGUUCUCUGAAACCUUGAACAGAGAAGCUAGAGUUAAUGGGUAAUAAGGUGAAGAGAAAAAAAAAAAAGUAGUUUUUCUCUGUCAUGUCCUCUAGUCUCUCCCCCUCCUCCCCAUUGCGUUGUUUCCAAGCUGUUUCCUCCCCUGAGGUGAGGCUGGACCAACUCUCUGCCCUCAUCCUCUUUAUCUAGUUCUGUCAAUCAACUCUACCUGGAGAAGUCUCACUUCCCGGGUGAUUGUAUAAAAUCGAUGUGCUUUUGCAAGUUUAAAUCAUUCAAAUUAACCACUUUUGACUAAGCAGGUCUUGCUAAAAACUCUUUUAAUCAAACUUGGUGUGAGCGUUCUCCUGUGUGUGGAAGGGGCAGGCGACCCUUCAAAGGUGGGCUCAUAGAGCCCUCUCUCUGACAGGAAAGAUGGUGGAAGGAUAUUGAACCCCAUGUCACUGGUCCAUCUGUGUCCUCUAAAGCAAGCUCAGUUGUUACAAAUCACCUCUUCAGUAUUUCUGGUCACUGUUUAAUCAGUACUUCCUAAACCAGCUUUGAUUGUAUUUGAUUUUUAAAAGCAUUUUCUGUUGUUUGUCAGUAUGCCCUAAAACUCACUCAUUAGCUCUUGAAGAAUGUUCUAUCCAGAAAAAGAAAUCAUUUUGGACUUGAGAAUUGCACCAAGACCACCCUAUAGAGAUGUACAUUAAGAGACCUGACUAUUUUUUUUUUUUUGAAAAUUUUACUUUGGCAUUUAAAAAAAAAAUCAUUACCUUUCCAUUUUCUGCCCAGGAAACUACCUAUACGGAGGUGACAGAUGCUCUUUGCAUAUGGAUUGUUUGUUUUUAUUUGGGCAAGAUUAAUUAACGGCAAAGUCAAAAAGGAAGGAAGAGAAGGUCAGUUUAAACUGAAAGAAACUUUGUAAACAUGUGUCCACAGCAAAAUUAAACAAACCCAAAAUUUUCUGAUGCUUAGUGUAAUUGAGUGGCGAUUGUUAUUAAAUGAAAUUCUUCCCCAGAGCAUCUCUCCCAAUUGUGAAGAUCCCAUGAGUCACUUUCCAGGCCCAUUCACCAAAGGUAGAAGGAGACGAUACUGGUACACUGACAUUCAGAAAGGUGGGAGCCGCUUAACCAUCACAUGUGCAUGUUUCUUCACCCUAGGGAAGAGAAAACGGGGGUCCACAAAAUUGUGAUUCUGUGGGGGUUUAUGUACAGCCUCAUCCGGUAAUGAACGUGUGUGGUUUCUAUGAGUGGCUGGCCAUCCUGCAUCGAAGCUCUCUCAGUUCUUUUACCUUCAGUAGGGUUUAUGGAAUUUUUUUUCAAGUGUCGGAAGACCCACCGUCCUUCCUGCCCUCCCUCGUCUUUCAGAACUAUGAAAGCAAAUGUUUGGAAGAAUUGCUGUGUAAAAGAUGUGUUGUGUCCCCCGUGAAAGUGAGUGGGUGUCCAUCUGCACCCCGACUCCCACAUGCUAGUCUGCAGAGGCGGCCAGUGGGCCCACGUGGCCGCGCUUACGAUUCUGACCUGCCCCACGCUCCCGUUGCAAGUAGCGCUCGCCGCUCCUCUGCGUUCUGUUGUGCUCACAACUCGGAAUAAAGUGUGUGCUUUAUUCGUAAA